Messenger RNA from Clarias gariepinus (North African catfish), 1375 nucleotides. RefSeq names its product mitochondrial ribosomal protein S9 (gene mrps9). Gene Ontology annotation, cellular component: mitochondrial small ribosomal subunit; ribosome. Lineage: Eukaryota; Metazoa; Chordata; Actinopteri; Siluriformes; Clariidae. The coding region runs from base 21 to 1178 and encodes 385 amino acids. The record is from RefSeq and is a predicted model, not a curated record. Gene Ontology annotation, biological process: translation. Gene Ontology annotation, molecular function: structural constituent of ribosome; RNA binding. The transcript has 11 exons.
GCGUGCGCUUGUAUUUCAACAUGGCUGCGUCCAGUAGUAGAGCUGUGCGGAGCAUUUUCUCAAAAUGUGCCAACUGCCGUUGGAGCGCGUUUAUUUCUCCAUCAAACGUAAACCGGCAGCUGAUCAGCAGGCAGAUCUGUGUGUCUUCAGCUGCAUGGAGAAAGAACCUUGCAGCUGCCGGACCUGAAAAGUUUUCAGAAGAAUACAUUAAGAAACAAAUAGAAGACUUCAAUAUUGGCAAACGGCACCUGGCCAACAUGAUGGGGGAAGACCCUGAGACGUUCACGCAGGAGGACAUAGAUAGGUGCAUAGCGUAUCUCUUCCCCUCUGGUCUGUUUGAGAAGAGAGCUCGACCGAUAAUGAAGCACCCAGAUCUGAUAUUCCCAAAGCAGGCAGCGGUGCAGUGGGGCGAGGACGGCCGCCCUUUUCACUAUCUUUUCUACACUGGGAAGCAAGCCUACUACUCCCUCAUGCAUGACAUGUUUGGGAAAGUGUUGGCGAUAGAAAAAUAUCAAGACAAGUUAAGAAGUAAAGGACUUUUUAGUCAAGACACCAAACAGAUUUCUCUUAGUGGUAGCCGGUGGCUGCUGAAGGAGGAGCUGGAGCAGUUACUGGUAGAGAACAUUUCUGAUCAUGAAUAUGCUCGGUUCCUGCAGCUGAUGGAGAGGCUCUUGUCCAUGCCCUACUGCUCUAUGGAGGAAGAAUUUGUGCAGCGUUUCAGAAGAAAACUGGAGGUUCAGUCCAGCAAGCAGGAGAUUCCUGUACUGCAGCACAAUGAGGACGGGGUGGCCUUCAGUCAGGCAGAGGGAAGGAGGAAAUCAUCCAAGGCCAGUGUCGCACUAAAAGAUCGGGGCUCUGGGUGCAUCACAAUCAAUGGCACAGACUAUGUGCAGUAUUUCCCUAUUCUGCAGAACAGAGAGCAGCUAAUGUUCCCGCUACACUUUGUGGACAUGCUGGGAAGGUUUGAUGUGAAGGCCAGUGUGGAGGGUGGCGGUCACUCAUCACAGGCCGGUGCACUCAGGCUGGCCAUCUCACGAGCGCUGCUCGCAUUUGUUUCAAAAGGAGAUGUGGAGAACAUGAGGCAAGCUGGUCUGCUGACGUCCGACCCCAGAAUCAAAGAGCGGCAGAAGCCAGGCCAGGCUGGAGCACGCAAAAAAUUCACCUGGAAAAAGCGCUAACCGGGACCAGGCAGACACUCUGGAUCCAACAUCAACAGCUAUCACAUAUUUAAUCACAAACAUUUUUAUGUUCAUGUUCCUAAACCCCCAUGGAAUUAAAACCCAGUGGAUGGAUCUCUUGCAGUCUGCAUUGUUUGUAUAAAGCAAUCGUGUAUAUUGGAUAAAAUAAAUAAAUAAAAAAAACAUCUACAGUACAA